AUGUCAGCAAUAUUGAUAACAAUUGUUGUUCCUAUAUCACUUGUUUUAUUGCUAGUAAGUGUAACUGAGGCAGGGAUUCUUCCCCAUAAAGUGCAUGUAGAAGCCAUCAACUGGUUACUUAAUAGCAAAGACUUAACCCUUCAUUGCUACGAAAGAAAAGGUGAAGAUCUUGGUGAGCACACAAUUCACCCUAAUGAGAAAUACACGUUUGUUUUCAGGCCACGAUUUAUUGGUAAAUCGAGCAAGUAUUAUUGUAGCUUUAAAUGGGAUGGUUCCAACCUCAAAUGGUUUGAUUUGUAUUCAGAAGGAAGGGAUUAUAAGGAUUGCAGAAAUUGCAGUUGGGUUGUAAAAUCAAUGGAAAUUUGUAGGUUGGAUUAUAAAUAUGGUGGAAGUGUUGGUGCUUAUACUCUUUGUUUUCCUUUCUAA
This is a messenger RNA of Lathyrus oleraceus (garden pea), 426 nucleotides long. RefSeq names its product S-protein homolog 5. The record is from RefSeq and is a predicted model, not a curated record. Bases 1 to 426 code for a protein of 141 amino acids. Lineage: Eukaryota; Viridiplantae; Streptophyta; Magnoliopsida; Fabales; Fabaceae. The transcript has a single exon.